Drosophila takahashii is the source of this 5764-nucleotide messenger RNA. The record is from RefSeq and is a predicted model, not a curated record. NCBI's taxonomy places the organism in Eukaryota, Metazoa, Arthropoda, Insecta, Diptera, Drosophilidae.
AUGCAGCAGACCCUCUCGUACUCAUCAUCAUCGCUAUCACCAUCCCCCUCCCCGAUGCCCAAGCCAUCCGCAUCAGCAGAAGCGUCACCGCCACCGCCACCGAUCCCGAAUCCCAGCCUAAAUCCCAGUUCGAAUCCCAGCCCGCGUCCCAGGUCCACAGGCGGCGAUUCCAGAUUCCAGCCGUCCGUCAUCCCGGUGGACUAUAGCUAUCGCACCCACACCACCCGCUCCAUUCUCUCCGCCCAAUCGAUGGCUCCGUCCACCUUCGCCUCCAACCAGAGCUUCGUCCGCCAGCCCUCGGAAUCGGAUGUCCAGCCGUAUAGCAGUCUAUUUGGGGACCCAGUUCCUCCACCCCUUCAAUCCGAUGAUUACUUUGGAUCGGCGGCCUUUGAGACGUUGCGAACGGCAUCGGUGGAACUACCGAGCUCCGAGGAGGAUGCACUGGUGGCCGCCGUGGCGCUGAAUACACUGCUACCCGGCGCCAGGGAACGCAUCUUUCCGAGUGUUCCCUAUGCGAGGACUCCAAGGGGAUCCCUCCUGCCGUACCUGCAGCCACCCGACAUCCAAAUCCUGCCCAACUCGAGCGGUGGUUCCAGUUCGGAGCAACUGGGAUCGCCCAACUAUCGACUCCUCGCACCCGACGACAUCCUCAACAAACCGGACAUGUACGAUCUGGAGAACGAAGUCGAAGAGUACACCGUGGUGGGUCAGAGGAUGUCCUUCGACGGGCAGGAGGAGGGGGAGGAGCCGGCGAGGACUCCCAGCCAAGCGCCUCCGAAGUUGAGUGUGUCCAGCAUUACGACGGAGGAUCACAGAGGUUUGCUGAGUGACUCCUAUUCUGGCCGGGACUGGUUCCGUCCGGCGCCGCAGCAUUUUCCCGAGUUCACGCGCAUCCCACGACUACGUCCCAGUUCCAAGAAUAUCAUGUCCAUGAAACAGGACGAGGGACCGCUCUCCCCGCUGGCCACCAUGAUCCAGGACAUGAACAGCUCGAGCAGCGGAGGCGAGGAGCGGGUGGCGCCCAGUGAAAAGCUGUCAGUCACCAGGGACGUUGUACUCUCACCGCAGCAAUUUUUGGAGGAGCAGAUGGGUCUGGAAAUGGGUAGCCAGAGGCAUUCUCUGGAGGACUAUGGAAUGCCAUCGCCCCCGGCUGCCCCGCCCCCUUUCCACAGAUCAAGGACACAACUAAUGGAUCAGGAAGACAACCAAAGCGUGGAGCCUGCUCCAAGCUUAAAGCGGGAAAUGUCACCCAUCAUCAUCAGGGAUUCCAUUCCCAUGGGAGGAGAUUAUAGAGUGGACCAGCCGCGUCCGCACAAGAAGACUGCUUUCACCAUUCUUUCCACGGCCCAGGCGGUUCCGACUGCGCCAAGGAUUCCCAAGGAUUCCAUAACCAGCCGAAGACACGCCUCCAUUCAGUCGACAUCGACGACUACCUCAUCGCCGGCCGGCAGACCACAGAUCAGUCCACGCCGGAGAUCCAUCUAUGGCUCCGAUCCCCGACUGCCCGAGUUGAACUCCUCCAUUACCAGUAAUCACCACCUCCUCCAGCAGAUGACCACGGAUGACUCGCCACGUCCCUCGGUGCAGUUCAAUAUGAGUGGACGGCACAGCCGGAGCAAGCUGGCCAUUCCGCAGAAGGGCAUCCUCCAGCAGCGGGACUCGCUGACCUCCUCCAUCGACACCUUUACGCCGAGAGCUCAGGUCAGGAGAGGAUCCAUGGGCAGGAGUCCCACCCACAGUCUGCUCCUCCCCUAUGGCCAGAAGAUCAGGAGCAUGGAGACGCUGCCGUUGAUCACGGAUCCGCAUCGCAGCUCCAUUCCCCGCCUGCACUACGGCUCCACCAUGGAUCUGGGCACCCCGGAGCCGGCUGUCUUCCCACCCGGAGCACUGCCGCGUCCACUUAGGCCAAAUCUGAAUCCCACGCGAAGGCAGCGCGGCCUGCUGAAGAUCAUCAACAAAGAGGAGUCGCUCAACCCGCCGCGUUCCAACUGGUGCAGUUUGGAUGACCUCAGCAGACCCUCCUUCGAUGCGGGAACUCCCAAAGCCCAAACACCGCAGGCCAUUAGACGUCGCUCCAGCUCCACUUCGCCGGAACGUCGGAGUUCCACGCAAACGGCCUCGGAUCGGAGGAGCUCGAAUUUGAGUAGCGUCACUGCCACCACCUCGGAUUUCAGUUUCCGCCGUCCCACGCUCUCCACACUGCCAGCGUCUCAAACGCUCUCCAGGUUGCGUCGCAAAUCGAUUCAGGCACCGAGUCCCAAUAGGUUGCCCAACAGGAUUCCCAGCUUUGGUCAGAGGAGGCAGUCCAUCUAUCAGAGGGAUCGGGAUAGGAUUGCCAAGCCCAGCACAUUGUCACCCAUAAUUGGAACUCCCAACAAGGAUAGUAGCUCUGCGCACAGUCCCACCCAUAGGAGCUCACUAAUGGGUGAUGCCGCCGAGACUCCAUCGGAGGUUUCUACAAGGAGGGAUUCGAUCUCCCGCAUCCCGAUAAGAAAAAGUCCCGAAUCUCGCUCCAGUUCACCACUGAAAGAUUUCGGAAUCACUGCCUCCGGACGAAGUUCAAGGAAUAGCAUUAGUAGGUCUCCUUCGAGGGGCAUGAAUCGUUCGCCUUCGAGAUCCUUGCAUCCCAGCAGAACGCCUUCCAGGGAAAGUGGAAGACCUGGUGGGGAUUCGCGAUCCGCUUCCAGGGGACCACCUUCCAGGCCAAGCUCUCGAUUGGAUCAGGUCAGUUCCCGCGUGGAAAGGUCAAGUUCCCGCUUGGAAAGGUCCAGUUCCCGCGUGGAAAGAUCCAGUUCCCGCUUGGAAAGAUCCAAUUCCCGUUUAGAUAUGAGCAAUUCCAGGGGUAAUUCCCGUGGAAACUCACGUGCUAACUCCCGACUGAGCAUCAACUCCUCACUGAGAUCCUCCAGCAUUUCACCCGCCACCAUGGCCAGGAACAGGAGCAUGCGAGCCACCACGCCCAGUCGCCGGAAAUCCAUCUCCUUGAGUCCAGCAAAUGCGAUGAUGAUGGGUCGUCGGAAAUCCAUUAGUCCCGAGGCUUUCACUCAAAACAGAAGAGUUUCCAGUCGGGGAAAGCAGGAAGUUCCAGAGAUCCUGUCUCGUAGGAACUCGCGUUCCCGUAUUCCCACCAGAUCGACCAGUAAAGUCGCCUCCAAGUCCCCGCCGUCUUCCUUCAAGAAGAGAUCGAAAUCGCCGGAGAAAGUGAAAACCAUGGGAAUGACGUCUAGUAAAAGUAAAGCUGCUAAGGUGACAACCACCAAGGGAAGCCCCAAAGCGAAGCCCAAGAUCCCUGCAAGUGCCAAACCAAAGACCAAGACGGAGUCCUCCAUGAAACCACCAGCUAAGAGUGCUAAGAAAACUCCUACAGGACCUAAACCAACCACUGAAGGAAAAAAGCCAACUGGCAAGGCGAUUCCACCGAAGGAUGCAAAGAUGGAGAAGGGAAAGGAGAAGGUCAAGGAGGCGGGAAAGAGCAAUGGGACCAAGGAGCCAGUGCCUCCAGUGCGAACCAAAAACCAGGUUACUAAGAGCAAACCCACUGGAGAAACUACAAAGGAGAACAAGAAACCACAAGCCACCACAAAAGCCCUUGGAAUAGCGUUGGAAAAAGGAGCUAAUGGUUCCGAAUCCGCAGGUGGGAUACUGGCUGCCCAGGUGGGAAACGCAGUGCUCCAGGCGGUUGAAGCAGUUCCCGCGGUCACCAGCGAGGUAAACGUGCCCUCAACCCCAGGUGGCAAAGGAUCUGGAGGAGCCAACAUGUCCAAAUUGGUGCGCAUGAGCUCCAGGAUGAGCCUGCUGAGCAACAAGAGCACCAAAAACCGAUCGGAUUCGCCACAAAACCGAAAGGUGGCCACCGUGCAGGAACUGGCCAAUGAAACUGAAGAAAAAGUUGCUACCAGUUCACAGCAACCCAUGUCCAAUGAUGCCGCUGCCAUUCUGGAAAAGUCGCAGAAAACCCUGGAGAAUAUUCAGAAAACCGUCACCGAGGCCACCGACGAGAUCCACAAGACCAUUACCGAAAAUCUCACCGAUCUGAAGAGUCUGGAGAAUGACCUUGCCGCCGAUCCUUCGCCCACUCCCGGUUCUGGAACCAUUUUGGCCAGACCCGGUGAAUCCGCCUCGCGAACUGGCACCGCCGAUGGAAGCAUUGCUCCUCAGAGUUCAGGGGAGCUGCCCAAAUCCCCGUUUCCACCCACGCAACCUAUCGAAGCCUCCGUCUCGGUUCUGCAUCCCAAUGAAAGCUCCGCCGAUCGAAUUGCCAGUGUGCCGGAGGUGGACUGCGAGAGUUCCGAUCUUCCAACGGUGCUAGAUGCAUCCGAAUCCGAUCUGGGUGCCAAUGUAAUGCCCACGCCCGAAAGUGGAGCGGACUUUAAGGUGGACGCAAAGCGGAGAUCGCCAGACGGACAGGGAGGAUCCACUGCGGGAAGCGGCGGUCUUGCCAAGAGCAGCAGUCAGGAGUUCCUCGAGGACAAGGAUAAUGCCAAAAAGGGCGGUCUGUCCGGCUGCUGUUCCAGGCUGUUCAUGCCCUGCCGCCGAUCCCGGUGCUCCCGUUGCUGCCGGCGCCGUGAGAGGAACCAGUCCGCCGAGGAUCAGCCCGUCCUGUGGAGCGGCAACAGUAGUGCCACCACGGCCACCAAUGUCCAAGUGAUCGAUGAGACCAAGCCGAAGCGCAAAAAGGCCACCGAUUGGCUAAAGUCCAGCUGCUGCCGGAGCUGUCGCAAGAAACCCGCCUCCUCCGAGGGCGAGCCCGAUCCCGUCCAGGAGGAAGUGGCCAAGAGGACCAAGCAGGAGGCCAACAUGAGCACGGGACCAAAGGCACGCGGUAAAUGUGGCCUCUGCCUGAGCAAGGUGUUCUGCUGUCGCUCGGUCAACAAGGUGGAUCCCACCACGGGCGAUGAGACGGAGCUGAAGAAGUGCUGCUUCUGCAUACCCUGCCGUCGGGGUAAUCGACCCAACAAGAAGGGCAGCACCGUUUCCUGGCGGGAUCAGGACCCCGAGCUGGGAAUAAAGCCCACCGAGUCCUCGGUGGUGGAAGGCGCCUCUGAGGCGGCAAUGUCAGCGACCACGGAUGCUGCGAAUAACCAAGUUAAAGAGGGAUGCUGCAAGCGUUUCUGGCUGAUGUUGCUGUGCUGUCGCAAAAAGAAGCGUCGUGAGUCCAAUGCUCGAAGAAUGAGUAUCAAGGCGCCGCCACCCAGUGAGGCAAGUAUUCCCUUUAAAAUAGAUUAUACAAUAUCUAAAAACAAUUUCUUUGCCAUCAGGACACCCGUAAAAAAGCUGCACGUGGACCUGGUGGAGUAUGCAUCGAAAAUGAAGGGGGCUAUUCCAGUGUUGCCCCUUUAUUUGGCCUGGUUCUGCGCCUUUUGCAAUGUGAUUUUUCCAGGUUUAGGAACCCUACUCUCUGGACUGUUUUGCCUGUGCGUGGGCAUUCCGCGCUUCUCACAAUUCGAUAGUGCUCGUGCCAGGAUUGGAUCCUUCAUUAUAAACAUUAUUGUGGCGGUUUCGCAGUUCCUCACCGUGCUCUUCUGCUUUGUGGGAUGGGGCUGGUCCAUCUGGUGGGGAACCAUAAUGUUAAAAUGUGCAAAGAAACUGAGCAAGAUCAAAAAGGUGGAGCGUUUGGAGAUGGAGGAGGAGCAGCGCCAGGAGCACCUGGCGGAGGCGGUCAAGAACGGAGAAACCGAGGCGGCCAAGACAUAGUCCUCCGUUCCCGGAUAUAACUAAGUUGCUUUUUAUACCAUUGUGUACAUACUUUUGUACAAAACAUGUA